AUGGAUUCGAAUAAACAGUUGAAUUCAUAGUUAAAGAGCCGGAAAUGGAUUCAACAGCAAACCUUUUAAUCUUUCUCGCAACUUGUUUUAGUUUAUUUUUGUUCAUAACUGUGUUGAAAUUCCUUGAAAAAUACUGGUGGACGCCGCUCAAAAUCCAGAAAGCACUGAGUUUACAAGGAAUCGAAGGACCUCCCUACGAAUUCUUCCAUGGAAACAACAAGGCCUCUACCCUUUUCCGAUACGAAGCUCUGAGCAAACCCAUGGCUUUAACACAUGAUAUUGUUCCCAGAGUUAUUCCUCAGAUUCACGCCUGGAUCAACACUUACGGGAAGAAUUAUCUCACAUGGGAGGGAAACCAAGCUCAACUGGUGAUUUCCGACACCGGAAUAAUCAAAGAAAUACUGAUAAACAACGACGGAACUUUUCCAAAAAGGAAGGAUGAUUCAGCUUUCGUGUACAAGAUUACCGGCGACGGGCUCGUGUCAUCCGAAGGUGCGAAAUGGGCAAGGCAAAGGAAGUUAGCGAAUCAUGCUUUCCACGGUGAAAGUUUAAAAAACAUGAAUCCGGCGGUGAUCGCUAGCGUGGAGGCGAUGCUGGAGAAGUGGAAAGGCCAAGAAGGGAAAGAAAUAGAAGUGUUUGAGGAGUUCAGGUUGUUGACUGCGGAAGUUAUAUCGAGAACAGCUUUUGGAAGUAAUUACUUGGAAGGGAAGAAGAUCUUCGAAAAGUUAACGAAAUUAUCAGUACUCGUUAGCAGAAAUUACUUCAAUGCUAGGAUUCCUGUCAUCAGCAAGAUACGGAAAAGUACGGACCAAGUAGAAUCGGAGCAACUUGCUAAAGGAAUACAUGACCGUGUGAUGGAAAUGGUUAGGAGAAGGGAAGAGAAAGUAGUGAGCGGAGAAUCCGAUAAUUUCGGUGAUGAUUUUCUGGGAUUACUUGUAAAUGCUCACCAUGAUUCUGACGAGAAAAACCGACUUACGGUGGACGAUAUGGUGGAUGAGUGCAAAACAUUCUACUUUGCUGGUCAAGAAACAACUAAUUCCUUGCUGGCAUGGACGGUCCUGGUUUUAGCAAUCCACACUGAUUGGCAAGAAAAAGCUAGACAAGAGGUGGUUGAGGUCUUUGGUGACCAAAACCCCGAUCACCAAGGCAUCUCCAAACUGAAAACUAUGAACAUGAUCCUGAAUGAAACCCUGAGAUUGUAUCCUCCCGUAGCUGCGGUGAUUCGAAAAGUUGGGAAAGGAGUUGGAUUGGGGAAGCUGGUUUUGCCUGCUAAUAUGGAGGUACUCAUCCCAAUCUUGACACUUCACCAUGACCCUGAACUAUGGGGAGACGAUGUACAUCUUUUCAAACCCGAGAGAUUCUCCGAAGGUAUCGCCAACGCGACCAAAUACAACUCCGCUGUAUUCAUUCCCUUUUCCAUGGGACCUCGAUCUUGUGUCGGUAUGAGCUUCGCAACUACGGAAACAAAGAUUGCUCUCUCAAUGAUCCUCCGACGCUACACCAUUAGUCUCUCUCCGGCCUAUGUUCAUGCCCCAUUCCCUGUAAUCACGCUUCAACCACAACAUGGGAUUCAAGUUAUGCUUCAUUCUUUAUAGACUGAUGCCUCAACUUCUUAAAGCAAUAGCUGCUCCUAUGUUAGCACUCUAGUUUUCGCCACUUUUAGUGUUGCGGAUGUAAUAAAUAUUAUCGAGGUCAAAAUUUCAAAAUAAUGAUCACUUUUUAUUUAA
Molecule: messenger RNA, 1727 nt
Organism: Hibiscus syriacus
Lineage: Eukaryota; Viridiplantae; Streptophyta; Magnoliopsida; Malvales; Malvaceae
Product: cytochrome P450 CYP749A22-like
Exons: 5
Coding region: 45-1595 (516 amino acids)
Molecular function (GO): oxidoreductase activity, acting on paired donors, with incorporation or reduction of molecular oxygen; heme binding; monooxygenase activity
Source: RefSeq, a predicted model, not a curated record